AUGUCCGAGACAGAAAAACAUGAAAAUUUUCUGAAAUCAGAUUCUGCUGAGGGAGAUAGGGGUAGCCUUGAAGGGCCAGCACCCGCACAUCGAAAACGUGUGCGCCAUCACCGAACUAAUAAGGGAAAGCGGCCGGCCGACGUGUUGCAAGAUCGGGAGGACGAGAAUAUUUCUACAGAGCAUUUCGCGUCUCAUUUGACACACAAUGAUGCUGAAGUGCCUUCUGUUCACAUGAAGGGAAAUCUUAAAUCGGAUAAGUCGAAGCAGCCCCAGGUCCCCGCUGCGAAAGAGAAUUCUAGUUCUUCCUUGUCAACGACUCAGUGCUCUAGUCAAGAUACCGCAAUCCGUGAAUCAACCAUAAGAACGAACAGUGGUCCAGCGAAGGUACUUCGCGUAAAGGGUGCCGAUGGAAGAGAUUACGAACAAAGGGAGUGCGGUGAUGUCCGCGCUGCUGAUGAUGUGGGUAGUGCUGAGGAUCAACCAAAAAGCAAGCGUGCAAGGAAAGAUGGCGAAUUGGGUGAUAGCGGAGAUGCCUUUAGAAAGGCAGCAGUCGCUGCUGCGAUGAGUCAGAGGUAUAGUGUCGAGAAGAUGGACGCUGUUUCUACCGAUUAUAAGAGUCUUCGUUUAAACCCUCAUAUCGUCGCGGCUUUAGAGAACGAUAUGAAGUUCUCCUCAUUAACGGGUAUUCAGGCUCGCUGUAUUCCUGCUGCGCUGCAAGGUAAGGAUCUGCUUGCGGAGGCCAAGACGGGCGCGGGUAAGACGUUGGCAUUUCUAAUUCCCAUUGUGGAAAUUAUCACUCGUGCGGGAUUCCGGCCAAGCAAUGGAACGGCGGCUCUUAUUAUUGGUCCAACGCGUGAGCUGUGUUUGCAAAUUGAAGGUGUUCUGCUUAAGCUGCUUAAGUACUUCAACGGAUCCAUCACGUUUUUGUGUUGUAUUGGUGGGCAAAGUCGGAAGCAAGAAAGCUUCAAGCUUGUGAAUGGGGUUAUGAUCGUCGUCGCGUCGCCUGGGCGUCUACUGGAUCACCUGAAACUAACAAACGACUGGCACACCAAAAAUCUCCUCAUACUUGCAGUGGAUGAGGCGGACCGUGUGCUCGACAACGGAUUUGAGGAAGAUAUGCGUGAGAUUGUAUCGCUCCUGCCCAAACAGCGUCAAACUUUCCUGUUUUCCGCUACACAAACCACCCGUGUUGAACAGCUUGCACGCAUCUCGUUCCAGAAACCACCUGUCUUCAUCUCCAUGAAGUCUAAAAAAGACAAGGCUACCGUGGAAACGCUGGAGCAGGGCUACGUCAUCUGUGAGAGCGCAAAGCGACUUCUCGUUCUCUACCACUUCGUGAAGCGAAAUCUCAAGAAGAAGAUGAUUGUUUUCUUUAGCAGUCGUAAUAGUGUUAGUUUUCAUUGCGAACUUUUUAAUUACAUUGACGUGCCGUGUAUCGCUUUUCAUGGCAAGCAAAAGCAACACCAACGCUCGGCUACUUACAUGCAGUUUUGCAACGCUGAAAAUGGGGUGCUCUUCACAACGGACGUGGCAGCACGCGGCUUGGACAUUCCCGCCGUAGAUUGGAUCGUUCAGUUCGACCCACCGGACGAUCCGGUAAAGUAUAUUCAUCGUGUCGGUCGCACGGCCCGUGCGGGGCGCUGUGGUAAUGCACUAAUGUUUUUAUUACCCCAGGAGAAUCUUUUUCUCAAAUACCUCUACAAUGAUGCCCAUGUUUCCGUGAACGAAUACACAUUCGAUAUUUCCAAACUCAACAGUAGCGUUCAGGAGCAGCUUGAAAAGCUAGUGUGUUCCAACUACUAUUUGCGUACCUCGGCACGUCAGGCCUAUGAGGGGUACUUGCUGAGCUACAGCAGCAGUCAGCUGAAGAAUGUGUUUAACGUGCAAAGCCUAGAUUUGGCUGAAGUAGCACGUGGGUUUGCUUUGAGUGAACCACCGCCUAUAAAAAUUGACCUUUCACAAUCCGCUGCACACUUGAGUAAAAAGUUUCGUCGCGAAAAUCGCGAUAUGAGGAAGUCCAAAGAUGCAAAACGGCGUGCUGUUGCGCUGGAUACCACAAAUAACCGGCACAAAAAUAUUAGCGGUGAGUGGGAUUGA
Phytomonas sp. EM1 is the source of this 2097-nucleotide messenger RNA. The record is from the annotation of a GenBank genome assembly. Lineage: Eukaryota; Euglenozoa; Kinetoplastea; Trypanosomatida; Trypanosomatidae.